AAUACCAAGUGCAAAGCCGAAUUACCUUGAAAAGAUAAUUGUGGGAUCACAUACUACAAAAGCUCGACUACUACAUUAUUUUCCGAUUCAAUCAAAUGAUGAUAAAGCAAAUGGAAAUAUUGAAAAUAUUGACGAUUCUUGGUGUGGGUGGCAUGUGGAUAAUUCAUCCAUCACAGGAUUAACAUCUGCAAUGUAUAUAAACGAAUCCGAUUCGACAUUUCCUGAAGUUCAAUGUCCAGAUCCAUCAUCUGGUCUUUAUAUAAAAACCAAAUCUGAUAAAAUUGUUAAAGUUUCAAUACCUAAAGAUCAUUUAGCAUUUCAAUUAGGAGAAGCAAUGCAAAUGGCCUCUAGAAAUAAUUUGUUAGCAACUCCUCAUAUGGUUAAAGGAAUUUCACCAAAUAUUAAGAAUGAAAUACCAAUUAAUGUCAUCUCUAGAAACACUUUCGCAGUGUUUAUGCAACCAUCAUUAGAUGAAAUGGUUGGGGAUGUUACGUUUGCGGAAUUUGGUGGAAAUGCAAUUCGGAUUCAUUAUUGA
Molecule: messenger RNA, 535 nt
Organism: Dentiscutata erythropus
Lineage: Eukaryota; Fungi; Glomeromycota; Glomeromycetes; Diversisporales; Gigasporaceae
Source: the annotation of a GenBank genome assembly